GGCAGGCAGCGGGAGAAGAAGAGAGAGCGGACGUAUCCGUGGGUAAACGAUGCCCAGGAUAAUGUCACGGGUCUAUUCGCUCUCCCACCUCUCCGUAUCAUGAUAAACGCUGCUGGGGCGGUCGUCCGCAGGAUGCCCUCGGCGGCCCGGAGGAGCGGAUGCUGGAUAGCGUGGUGCCAGGCGGCGCUGCUCGGCAUGUCGGCGCUGGUUAUCGUGGCCGAACGGAGCGCUCUGAUCUACUGUAUCGGGUUUUAUCUUUGGAAUGAGGAGACGCAGUGGGCGGGCCUCACUCUGGGCCUCUUCCUACCGGGUACAGCGGUUCAACUGCUAAGUGUGAAAUGGUACUAUGAUGACGGUGACGACAGACGAUGUUACCUCUCUGUUAUUCACAUACUGCACUUGGGCAUAUUCAAAAGGUUGUGGGACUGCAUGAGGUCUGUGUUCCGCAUGCAGGACUCGGUGGCUGAUCUCGGAGCUGCGGUCAUGCAGCAGGCAGAUGUGGCUGCUCUCUGGCUGCUGGAGGCCCUCGUCCUCACGCUCCCUCAGAGCCUGCUUCAGGCAUACGUUGUGGUGUCAACUGAUGUGGGCAUCAUGUCCCCAGUCGCCUACUGCUGUGGCCUGUGUGUGCUGUCUAUUUCCUGGGCGCUGGUUCUUUACAGCAGAGCCUGCUGUCUGAUACGACCAGGCCAUCUGGCCAUGCCUCCGGCAGCCCUCCUGUGCCAGCUGGUGUGGAGGGCUGGCAUGCUGGGUGCAAGGGUCACCUGCCUCAUGUUCUUUGCCAGGGUCUUUAACUGGUGGGUCUGUGGUGUAGCAGGUUUCCACUGGCUCACGGCCUCCUUCUGGCUGGUUUCACAGCAACCAGACAUCUGCAACGGCCCUUGGUGUUGGCGAGCUUUUAACGCCAUCAUGGGGCUUGUCCAUGUCUUCCUCUUCCUCAACGUUAAAGACGGACCGUCACGCUUCCGCAUGGCCAGUUUCUAUGCAUUCAUGCUUGUAGAGAACGCCACUUUGCUGUUGGCUGCCUCUGACUUCCUUAGUGAAGCAUCAUGGGACAGCAUGACCCUUCCAACCACAGUGCUGUGCAGCUUUCUCCUUGGUGCUACCUCUCUGGUCCUAUACUACAGAUUCCUCCACCCAAAGUCCACAGAGAUCUCCCAGGGAAUGAACCGCAACCACAUGGGCAGCACAUGCAUAGAACAAGGGGAGUCCUCCUUCUCUCUCGGGGAUAAAAGCCUGCCCGCAACCUCCAUUCAAAACCACGGAAGCUUCUCGCUCUCAGGUGUUGCUGGAUCUCUGCUUGAGCACCCAGGAACCUGCGGAGGCCAGGCAAACAGCUGCUGCCCGUGUUACCACCACCACUGGCUCCUUAUCCGACUGGCUCUGAAAACAGGAGACCUGGGGAAGAUAAACCGAGCAUAUGGAGCCGGCGGAGCGGCAGCCAUACUGGACUUGGAGGAGUACAACCAAGAGUUUAAGAGUAAUGAGGGCAUGACUAUCACAGCAGGGGGUGAGGGCAUCUCCACCUCUGAGUCUCAGGGGAAAGGCCCUGCACCUCUCUCAGACUGUAAAGAUGAGUUCCAGAGUGUGAGCGAGCCCACAUCAACAGAGCAACCUGAGGAGGAAGACGACAGUCUGGAGAUGGAGAGCCCGAUGGAGUCACCUACAUCCGAUUUUAAACGUAGCUCACCAGAGGGAAAGUCUGUGUUCGGGGACAGUCCAGAACCUUAUUUCUGUCCAACAGAGUCAAGUUCAACCUUGUACUUCAGCGCUGAUCCUCAGUCUCCAAGCAGUGCUAGUAACCCCCGCUUGGACCGGGACAGCGUUGAACAGGGGGCACACCUAAACUCCAUACCAAGCGAUCCAGCCCUUCACAGAGAUGUACGUGGACUCAUGGGCCGCGUUGGACCACGCUGUACUUCCACUCCUAGAUUGGACUCUGGAGUGUUCGACUCCCCAUCUAGUGUCCCUCAUCUCACAGGACCCAGGAGGCAGCUUAUAAUGUCCCGGAGAGACGAGGAAGAUAGCUUCUAGCAUCAAAAGAGAGCCUUGAACAGGAGACCACCAGCUGUUUGGAAGGCUGAUUUAUUGACUCAGUGCUGUAGGAUUAGCUGGCCAGAAGAAAAAUUCACCUUUCAAUGUCGAUAUAUUCAGCACACAUUAAGGUGUACAUAUGCAACAGUUUUGGGGCAAUGCUAAGCUAGCCUGUAUUUUUCUCGACGGCUUUUUGAAACACACUGCUUUGCCUAGAUGCUGGACAAACAAAAAAUGAAACCCUCAGUGUAUUCAUCAGACAUCUUGAAGAUGCUAUAGAGGCUAGUUGGCCAAUAACGUGGCGUACAGAGCUCAGACGCACCUUCUACCUGAUAUCAAAAUAACAUUUUUUUCCAAUCGUUUGGCAGCAAUUAAUUUAAGACUCAAUAAUAACACUGUGCAAAAAGAAGAAGCACAGGUUCUGCCGGGGUGCAAUUAGAUGUUCAAGAAGUAGCGACGCGAUAAUGUCAACGCAUAUCAUUAGAAAUGUGCUGCGUCUUUAUAAUUCAGACAAAUGAGGACUCUGUGUUAUAUACACAACAGCUUCUACUCAUUUUAAUAUUCAUAGCAGCCGUGUAAAUGGAGGAGUAGUCUCGAUGUAAAGGAGACUGAAAGGUUUGACCUCUGCAACAUUAGUAUCUGAGUGUGAGCCAGAGCUUUGUUGACUUAUUAAAAAGCACAAGUAUCUACUGUACGAUAAUUCUUUUGCUGUGGUUUUUUUUUGGUAUUCCCGUUUUAAAAACCAUCCCAAUUUUUAAAGAACAAUGUGCUGUUUUUUGUAUAAUCAUGUCAACUGACAUUGCAUUACGCAGGGGCUAAUGUGUCAACCUGGCAAAGCUGUGAUAUUCAAUGUUUUAACUUGACUUACAUGUUGACCAUGUAAUUAAUACAAUGUUUUUUGACUUGCCAUUACGUUGGGAGAAAAUAUCAUGUCUCAGGCACUGACUUUUCAAAAGCUUUCAAAUGUCUUAUGUGUGACGAAAGGAAAAAAUGCUGUUGAAGUAGUUGUCGUAAUCUUUUUUGUUAUCUCGAUUUCUUUUUCUAGGGGACAAAUGCUUUUUUUUUUUUUGCUUAUUUGCUGUUCUGUGAAAAGGGAUGAAAUCCAUCGACAAAACAGUGAUGUGUUGCUGGGUUUCUCUUGCAGCCAGUUGACUGCCUAUACUCAACUUUGAACUGUGAAGUGAAAGGCCACUGGUGGCUUAAAUGAGCAAUAAAUACCCUUUUUAUUCGGGUGA
Messenger RNA from Labrus bergylta (ballan wrasse), 3266 nucleotides. RefSeq names its product XK related 5a (gene xkr5a). Gene Ontology annotation, cellular component: plasma membrane. The record is from RefSeq and is a predicted model, not a curated record. Gene Ontology annotation, biological process: apoptotic process involved in development; engulfment of apoptotic cell; phosphatidylserine exposure on apoptotic cell surface. Lineage: Eukaryota; Metazoa; Chordata; Actinopteri; Labriformes; Labridae.